AGUCUACGUGGGGAAGAAAGGUUGGUUCGACCGUGUUUGAAUCGUUUUGACUGCCUUGCACACCAGCAAGCACCCAUGUCCAAUCCAGGUUGACUCCGUGCCCCACUUGUCGAACCAGUCCUCCUCUCCGCCCCCUCGCCCCCGUUAGGCAAAUGGACGCGUUGAGUAGUGUCCGGGGCGUAUAAAUGGCACGGAGAGCCGACAGCGCGUAAUGCUGCGCCGGGUGCGGCAGUCUCUCCGGCAGGUGCUGUUUCUGAUGGCCCGUAGACCGGGUCUACUCUGCGGGACUAUCGUGCUCGGCGUCCUGCUCUUACUGGCUGUCCAUUUCACAUGCAGCCGUGCUAAAGAUGUGGUGGCAGCAGCUCGGCCUCCGGUGCGGUUCUUCUCUGCCGAGGCCCCGGUAGUGGACCUCUACUUGGGUCAGCUCGACCAGGUGGAGCGUCUCAGGAGCGUGGCGGAGGUGUCACUCAUCUUCUUCUAUGCACCGUGGUGUGCUCACUCGAUGGCUGCCCGGCAGGAAGUGCAGCAGGUGGCUAAGAAUCUGGCCAAACAGGUGCAGUUUGUGGCUGUUAACUGCUGGUGGAAUCAUGGGAAAUGCAGGAAGCAGAACCGCUUCUAUCAGUACCCAAUCAUCCAUCUGUUUUAUAGAAGGUUUGGGCCGAUAGAAUACAAAGGUCCAGUUGUGGCUCCGUAUGUAGAAAGUUUUAUCCUCAGAGUCAUCACACCACUCACGUACCUCCCAUCAAUAGCCACACUGGAAGAGUUCCUCUCCUGUCACGAGCCUCGAGUGGUGGGUUUCUUCCAGUUUAAUUCCUCUCCUCAGCCGCCGGGGUACAUCACAUAUCUGUCUUCUGCACUGCAGGCCUUAAAAAGGGAUUUCCGUGGUGUUAUACGUUUUGGGGUUGUGACCAGCAAACAGGUGGCAGAGGCCAUCUCACUAAAAGAAGAUGAAGCGGUUUAUCUCUACAGAAGAUUUAACUCCUCUUUGAUCUUCCCUCGACAUGAACGCAACUUCACAUCAGAGGCCAUCUGUAGCUGGGUGCUUGAACACCUCGAGACCGUCGUCCAGUGGCUGCAGCCUCCAGGAACAAAGUCCCGUCUCCUGGAACGUGAGCUCACUAAAGGACCUGCACUGCUGCUGUUCCUGCCGCACAAUCCACUCAUGUCCAGACCGAGUCCCAUACUACAGCAGGUUGCAGACAUUGCUGUGCGCUACCAUUCCUGUCACCACAAUAACCACUCCAGCUUGGACAAAAGUUUCCCCUCCCAUUCGCUGUGCUGCCAGUCACUUCUUCUCCCGGAGUCCAGUACAAGUGUGUGUGAGGUGUGCCUCAGUUUGUCACGGUCGAGCCCGACCAGCUCCUCUGUGCGCUGCUCUUUCUCCUCCUCGGCUCAGGGAGGAGACCUCGCGUUGCAGUCUUAUCUCAGACACUGCUGCCUACACCGACUACCUGCUGUGUCCAUGAAAACCGCAACCUCAGCGGGCUGUAGCAACGUUCUGAACGGCUACAGCCCGUUUGGUCAAUACAGUGCCUGCUGCAGAAAAGUAGAACCUCAACUCAAUGAGUCACAAGCCAAAGAGGAGCCAGACUUGCAGAGAGCUCCCCUUACACCACCUCCUUCCUCCAUCCCUCCGUCCUCCGCCCCUCAGCAGGGAGCAGACGGCAUCACGGGGCUGCGGUGUCAGACCAACAGGACGCUCAGGUUUUAUGUGCUGGAUGUUGCUCUGAACUGGCCUCUGGCGGUGAGGCUCGGGGCGACCGGCAACCGAAGUGCUUCUCUUCACCAGGACGCUGGUGCACGAGGCGACGGGUUGUUUGCAACUAUCGUGAACCUGAAGGACGAGGUUAAUUAUGUUCUCCACCGCAGCCCGGCAGCCACGCUGACAGAGUCUCUGGAGGCCUUCAUCAGGAACUUCAGUGCUCCGUACAGCCUCUUACAGAGACACCUGGUGGGAGAAGAAGACGGGAGAGGAGGGGAGGAAGAGACCAGGCAGCACUCGCCUCCACGCCUCCUCAUCACAGAACUGACCACUUCCUCCUUCCUGCCCGCCGUCAUGGACCUCCAAAAGGAUGUGCUGCUGUUCUACUACACUCAGUGGUGUGGAUUUUGCUCUGUCCUCAACCACGUCAUCAUCCAGCUGGCCAGAUUAUUACAGGGAAACGGCACCAUCACUGUGGCCAGGGUAAAUGUUGCACGUAAUGACCUCCCAUGGGAGUUCAUGGUGGAUCACGUUCCCUCUAUUCUUCUAUUUCCCAAAUACAGAAAACACUCAAGUGUGAAGUUUCCUGACGACCUGCCCAUCACGUUACCCAACCUGCUCCGCUUCAUCCUGCAGCACUCUGGCCCUGUACAAUAUGCAGGCAAACCAGCGCCGGGUUCUAGCGAUCCCGGUACCGUCCUCCGCACAGAGUUUCUGGCACUCCAGCGAGAGGUUCAGGCGCUGCGUCACGCCCUCGAACGCCUCUCCCAACAGCUGGCGCAGCUGUGGCGCGACGACCGCCGACUAACGUUUGAUGCUCUCAGCUUAGAGGCCCAGAACACGGAGCUGCAGAGAGAAAGGCAGAGCUUAGAGGAGCAGCACCGGGAGAAAAGCCGGCAGCUCGAGGAGGCGGUGAGGCGGCUGGAGGAGCUGGCGGACACCUCUGAAAGCCUGCUGAAUGAGAGCACGCUGCUCAGGGUCCUGCUGACGGUGCUGAAGGACAGGACUGAUGUUAAAGAGCAGGUGGAGGUGGAGAGAAAAGAGGCAGAACAGAAAAGAAGCCAUAUGGCCUCCUGACCACAAGUCUGCAGGGAGACCUGAGAAGAGGGGGAGGUAGGAAAGAUGGACUGGAAUGGAUGAGAAAAAUGUUUAGACCUGCGAUGUGGAGAGCAAAACAAAGCCUGAAUGAGGACGUCAUGUAAAACACAAGGAGCAAUAUGACCUGAUAAUUUGUGGACAUUUUCAUGGAAAAGAGCGAAUGAGGAAUAAGGAUGAAAUGACAGCUGUGAUCUGUCCAAAGAAAAUCUAAGACUGCUGCUAAGUCAGGGCAGAAGCAAUGAAACACUUUAAAAAAUGUGGAUGGGUAGCGAGGGGGAAACGGCAGUGUUUGUUAGAGACAGAAUACUCUGAGGUGCUUUCAUGAUUGUGGGCUCAUCCACUAGCAGGAAUACACUAGUAUGGGAAUUCAGUGCCAACUGUGCUUUCAAGAAUGUAAUUUCUGUCGAGUUAAACGUUCGACACAGACCCUGCAGCCCAGUUCUCUACAUUCCCUGAGUAGCCGUUAACUUGCACACAAAAGGGGACAUUCAAAUAAUUAGUCUCAAAAAAGAGCAAAACCUUGAGGGGGUUUAAAUGACUUGUAGCUUACAACACCUCGCAUGGUAAAUCCAGUAUAAUUUCCACAUCGCUAAUUAUAUCAACAGACUGGUGAUGUACUCGCCACUCUUCUACAGUUUCUCUUUUUUUAUUUUUUUUAAAGAGAAAUGUUUUCAUCAUAGUUUUUUUUGUUUUUUUUUGUUUUUUUAAUCUUAAAUGAUUUCACUUGUUCCUUCUUUGCCUUACUGCUGGUCAACACUUCCUGAUGUUUCCACAUUAAAAGCCUACUACCUGUGAAAGGAAUCAUGACAGAGGCAGUUUGAUUCAUGGUAGCUUAAAGGAGAACACCACCGAAAUUAAGAAUUCCAAUAUGUUAUAUUCAGGGAUUAUUAGUUCAAUCAACAUUUGUGAACAUGAGCUUCUCUCUCUCUCAAGGCCAGAAACCAGAGAUGAUGUUAUCAAGUAUAAAGUCUGGAGCUGCUCCAUAGAGAUGAUUUUGAUGCACACAAUGCAUGUUUUCUUUUUUAUACCCAAAAGAGCUUUAUUCUACUGCAGUGUUCUCGGUUCUGAAAGGGAACCGUUGCGUCCAAAUUUCCACACUAACACGCUAUUUAGUACACUAAAACAUUAAGCUUUUUUUAUUUUAUUUUUAUUAUGUCCGAAACCUUAGUAUGAAACCAAUAGUACAUGAACUGCAUACGAUUUCCAAUGAAAUAUAACACUUAGCAGAAACUGUACAACGGCAUAAAUAUCCCACAAUGCAAUGCGGUAGUAACGUCAAUAAGUCAUUCAUUUAAAGGUUAAAAGAUGCCACUCGGCCCUAAUAUAUUUUUGAAAUGCGUUUUUCAGACUUUCUCACAAAUCAUCGUUCGGUCACAUGAGGUUGCGCGUCUCAAACCGACAAAUGGGCUCUCAGGAAGUCACGUGGUAAUUACAGAUCAGUUUAUUCACAAGAGAUAGUACACGUAUUGAUUUUUUGGGCUGUCGAUGACCAUAUGAGCAACAUUUUGAAAAUGGGAUAAAUUUCCAUUUAUUAUCGUUUGGGGGGGGAAAAGAAGCAAAGUGGAGCGCCUGACUCUGGCUGUACUGAUGGAAUAAGUACUGCGGAAAAGUACAUUAUACUGAAAUCUAUCAGGAUAAAAUGUAAACGUGGAGGGAGUGCAGGGAGUAUUAGAAAUACUGGCCUGGUUCUCUGCCACUGAAGUAACUAUAAAAGCCACUAUUGUGCUGCUACAAGCUGAGAGACGAGGAUGUUUCCCAUCAGUGCUUGGCUUGUUAAUUGAUGUGCAGCGGUAUGACUACAAGUUAGUGAUGUAGAAUCUGGCUGCAGGGAGAGAGGGCUACUAAUGGAGCUGAGACUUAUUUAAUACUGAAGAUGUGGCACCUGCUCACCGACCUGGAGGUGAGCCUUAGAGCACUCUAAUUAGCAGCAACUUUUUUUUUUUUUUUUUUUUUUUAAAGGGAUAUUGUUCUUUUGUUGAACUGAUCUAUUUUUACAGGAAUCCUUGAGUCACUGAAAUAUUAUUUCUUUGUAACUAUUCAGGUAUUGAAAAUGAGAUGCUGCAAUUGUUUACAUGUGAAAUAUUGCACCUGUUUUUACUGAUUAAAAAUCUUUCAACUUA
This is a messenger RNA of Anarrhichthys ocellatus (wolf-eel), 4920 nucleotides long. RefSeq names its product thioredoxin domain containing 11 (gene txndc11). Bases 212 to 2779 code for a protein of 855 amino acids. Lineage: Eukaryota; Metazoa; Chordata; Actinopteri; Perciformes; Anarhichadidae. The record is from RefSeq and is a predicted model, not a curated record. The transcript is spliced from 13 exons.